Messenger RNA from Heteronotia binoei (common prickly gecko), 1053 nucleotides. It is a transcript of the gene CEBPA, whose product is annotated as CCAAT enhancer binding protein alpha. Gene Ontology annotation, biological process: DNA-templated transcription; myeloid cell differentiation; regulation of transcription by RNA polymerase II. The record is from RefSeq and is a predicted model, not a curated record. The transcript has a single exon. Bases 48 to 1034 code for a protein of 328 amino acids. Gene Ontology annotation, molecular function: DNA-binding transcription factor activity, RNA polymerase II-specific; RNA polymerase II cis-regulatory region sequence-specific DNA binding. NCBI's taxonomy places the organism in Eukaryota, Metazoa, Chordata, Lepidosauria, Squamata, Gekkonidae.
AGAGCUCUCCCCCCCAACCAUGCGCGGCGGCUCGGUUUAGCUACUCGAUGGAGCUGGGCAAUUUCUACGAGGCGGACUCGCGCCCUCCGAUGAGCAGCGCCCUGCAGCUCCGCUCCCAGCCUCUGCCCUCCUCGGCGCACCUGCCCGCCGCGGCCCACCACGCGCACGCCGCCCACCCCCACCUGCCGGGCCCCGGCGGCUACAGCUACCUGCCCGCCACGACGGCCGAGCUGCAGGACAUCUGCGAGCACGAGAACUCCAUCGACCUGAGCGCCUACAUCGACCCGGGCGCCUUCAACGACGAGUUCUUGGCCGAUCUCUUCCAGCACAGCAAGCAGCAGCAGGAGCGCGCCGCCAAGGCCGGCCUGGAGUGCGGCAUGCCCGGCGCCGGGCUCUCGCAGGGCGGCGGCGGUGGCGCGCUCUACGGUUACGCGGACAAACUGGAGGCCGGCGCGGCCUACGAGCGGCUGGGCGCGGGCCAGCCGCCGCUGCCCGGCCUGCGCCCGCUGCUCAUCAAGCAGGAGCCCCACGAGGACGACGAGGCCGCCGCGCUGGCCGCCCUUUACCCGCCGCCGGCCGCCUGCAGCCACCUCCAGUACCAGGCGGCGCACUGCGCCCAGACGACGGUGCACCUGCAGCCCGGCGGGCAGCCCACGCCGCCUCCGACGCCGGCCCCCAGCCCGCACGGCGCCCACCACCACCCGCACCAUGCCCACCACCACCCGCAGCGGCUCCACUCCGCCGCCUCCUCCUCGUCGUCGUCGUCGUCGGGCAAGGCCAAGAAGUGCCUGGACAAGAGCAGCAGCGAGUACCGCGUGCGCCGCGAGCGCAACAACAUCGCCGUGCGCAAGAGCCGCGACAAGGCCAAGCAGCGCAACGUCGAGACGCAGCAGAAGGUGUUGGAGCUGAGCACCGACAACGAGCGCCUCCGCAAGCGCGUCGAGCAGCUCAGCCGCGAGCUCGACACCCUCCGCGGCAUUUUCCGGCAGCUGCCCGAGAGCUCGCUCGUCAAGGCCAUGGGCAGCUGCGCCUGAGGCGCCACCGCCGCCGCCC